AUGGUGUCCAGUACCAGCUCCGCAAGCCCUGACGAGGGCCUACCAGAACGCCAUACUCCUUCUACGGCCUCCAUGUCAACUGUGCCUCCACCCCAAACCGAACUAACAGAUCAGGAGAUGGAGAGCGACCCGCGGAAAUACAUAGGCUACCCGCACUUUGCCAACGACAUAGCAUCCGAUGCUGCAUUUUGCUUCUUCCGUCGGUUCGAUCGCUUGAACACGCGUAUUAUCUUGAGCAUGCAGAACGGCCUGUCGCGUACCGAGAAGGAGCUGGAUCAGCUCGACGCUCACUGCAUGCAUCCCGGGUCUGAUGUAGUCGACAAUGGGACGUUUUGUUUGAACGACCAGGAUAACGAGUGCCAGUUCCCAGACGCGCUCAGACCAAAUCAGUACAUGGCGUCUUAUCUGCAGCUUGGCGCUUGCGACUCGGUCGAAGAGAAGGAUAUCACGAGCCUCCACACCUGGCAUAAAAACUACGAGAACGCCAUAGCCCCCGAGGAAAAAGAAUAUCUUGAUCAUGAGGACCUGUUUCCCGUCAGCGCACAGCGGAAAGCCCCCCUGCUGCGAAUUCUCAACAAGUCAAAGCGUUUCCGCCGCAUGGGAUUGUGGGAGGUUCCGGCACCCAAGACCGGCCUUCCAUUUCCCGUCUCGCAGGAUAUUCGAUUCUAUUCUUCUAAGCGCAAGGAGCGGGCUGUGGCCUGGGCUUUUUCCAUCACCGGGCUAUUGCUGAUGGUUGGCCCAGUCUGGGCCUUGUCCUACAUUCCCUUGAAACCCGCCAGGUUGGGGCUGAGCACGGUCUUUGCUGUUUUGUUCUUCGGGCUUGUGGGGAUAGCGUCAAAUGCAAAGCCUCAGGAGGUGCUGGCAGCUGCAGCCGCAUAUUUUGCAGUGCUGAUGGUCUUCCUUGGGCCUUGA
Aspergillus puulaauensis is the source of this 912-nucleotide messenger RNA. RefSeq lists its product as uncharacterized. The coding region runs from base 1 to 912 and encodes 303 amino acids. NCBI's taxonomy places the organism in Eukaryota, Fungi, Ascomycota, Eurotiomycetes, Eurotiales, Aspergillaceae. The record is from RefSeq and is a predicted model, not a curated record. The transcript has 4 exons.